Molecule: messenger RNA, 3421 nt
Organism: Stegastes partitus (bicolor damselfish)
Lineage: Eukaryota; Metazoa; Chordata; Actinopteri; Pomacentridae
Gene: rufy3
Product: RUN and FYVE domain containing 3
Exons: 18
Coding region: 1-1764 (587 amino acids)
Biological process (GO): regulation of axonogenesis
Cellular component (GO): cytoplasm
Molecular function (GO): metal ion binding
Source: RefSeq, a predicted model, not a curated record
AUGAAACUGGUUGCGCUCAAAAAAGAUCCCAAGGAUCCCAUUGCAAUCGAAAGGCUUAACUUGAUGAACAUGGCCAAACUGAGCAUCAAGGGCCUGAUCGAGUCUGCUCUGAACCUCGGACGCACUCUCGACUCCGACUAUGCACCUCUUCAGCAGUUCUUUGUCGUCAUGGAGCACUGUCUGAAACACGGAUUGAAAACUAAGAAGACCUUCCUGGGGCAGAACAAGUCGUUCUGGGGGGCGUUGGAGCUGGUGGAGAAGCUGACGCCUGAGGCAGGGGAGAUCACUGCCAGUGUAAAAGACCUGCCAGGCCUCAAAACUCCUCUGGGAAGAGGUCGCGCCUGGUUACGACUGGCCUUGAUGCAGAAGAAGCUCUCUGACUAUAUGAAGACCAUCAUCAACAGAAAGGACCUGCUCAGUGAAUUCUACGAGCCGAACGCGUUGAUGAUGGAGGAGGAGGGCGCCGUCAUCGCCGGGCUGCUCGUCGGGCUAAAUGUCAUCGAUGCCAAUCUGUGUAUGAAGGGAGAAGAUCUGGACUCGCAGGUCGGGGUGAUUGAUUUCUCAAUGUACCUCAAAGAAGGUGGACACAGUAGUAAGAGCGCAGAAGGCGACGGACAGAUCACGGCGAUUCUCGACCAGAAGAACUACGUGGAGGAGCUGAACAGACAUUUAAGUGCGUCAGUAAACAACCUCCAGGCCAAGGUGGACGCUCUGGAAAAGUCCAACACAAAGCUGACAGAGGAGCUCGCAGUGGCAAAUAACAGGAUCAUUACUUUACAAGAAGACGUGGAGCGAGUAAAGGAGGAGAGCUCGUAUCAGCUGGAGUCCAGGAAGGCAUUAAGAAGCGACUCUGCAGCAGACGGACAAGCUCUGGGAGAAACACGCAAGCAGCUCAAAGAGGAAACUUUGCUUCGAUUGGAUGUGGAGAAGGAGCUGGAGGUGCAGAUCGGGAUGAAGCAGGAGAUGGAGCUGUCCAUGAAGAUGCUGGAGAAGGACGUGUGCGAGAAGCAGGAUGCUCUGGUGGAGCUCAGACAGCAGCUGGAAGACCUUCGUGCCAUCAACCAACAGCUCAGCCACAAGUCACAGAGUGCAGAUGCCAGCUCUAAACAGAAGAGUGAAGCCAUCGGGCGCCUGGAGGAGAAAAUAAACCAGAUGUCAGGGACCGUAAAACAGCUGGAGACCAGAUGCAAACAGGCUGACAAGGAGAGAGAUCUGGCUUUAGAGGCCAACCGGCUCUUCAAGCAGGACUUUGGGGACAAGAUCGAGAGUCUGCAGGAGGAGGUGGAGCAGCUCAGGAAACACAGGUCUAACCUGGAGCAGGAGCUGAGAAAAGAGCGCGAGCGAAGGACCGAGCAUCACCUCGGUGCUGCACCCAGACAGUCCAGUGCUGCUCGGAGGGAGAAGAGACACCCAGAGAACAUACCAAAGCAUCUCCCAGAACCCUUGGCAGUGAAAAGAGAGAAUGACCAGUUACAGAGUGGACAAGAGGACAAAACCAGUCUGAGCUCCAGCUUGUCUCUGUCACAUCAUGAGGACGAACAGGACGAGUCGUUCUUGGAGAUCAGUGUGCCUUCAAUGUGUACGAUGUGCGAACAGGACGACUCCCUCCUCAAGACAAAGAAACAGUGUAAGAACUGCAGUGGGGUUUUCUGUGAGAGUUGUGUGUCCAACGAGCUGCCGCUGCCUUCCUCCAUCCUCCCAGAGACGGUUUGCAGCUCCUGCUACUCACAGUUACUCCAACAAUACGCUUCAACGCCGACAUGAUCGGACACACGGAAACUGGAGGCAUCCAUCUGUAGAACUGACGCUGCAGAAAGAAAAGCACUUUUUUUUUUUCCACUUCACGGCCUGAAAUGUCAUGACAGAUCUUUUCAAGUCUUGAGCUUUGCGGGUUAUUUUAAUUACUUUAAGUCAGCAGUGUCCAAAUGUGAGCCGUUAAAAGCCACGUGUAUGCAGCUUUUUAUUACAAUUAAACACCGCAAACGCCAUUGAUCUCCUGUUUCUGGCUCACAGUGUGAUUAUUGGUGAUUGUUAAGUGAAAAUCUGCACUCGCGUAUGCGAAAAAGGCACCUGGCUGGAAAUUAAUAGACAACUUGAAUCAUCUCAUUCAUAGUAACAUUUAAAAACUGACUUCCCACAGUGUCCACUAAGUGGAUAAUUGAUGCAAAGUUCAAUAUUUUAACCUCACUUUUUAAAGAUGAAGAGAGAAAAAAAAAAACUGGAUUUAUUUACAGUAUUUUGAGGCUCAUCUGUGCUCCUUUGCAGAUCUGGACAUGUAGUGAUUCAUGAUUUUACUCAUGAUGCAUGAACUUUAACAAUUUGUGCACAAAGUGGCAUCAGAUUCAGGGAAAUACUGACGAAAUUCAAUACGAUUUUGAUGUCAGUAUUUUUGGGAAAGACUAAAGAUGAAAAGAAAAUAGCUUUUGCAGUUUAUUUUAAAAAUGUUUCUCUCUCUCAGCCUAUUGAGUUCGGAAAAUUGUAAAGUUGUAGUGCAGAAUUUAAGAGAAAUAUUUAAGUUAUAUCACAAUGGACGAUAACCAAAAUCCUAAACUGGAUUAAAUAUAUAUAUAUAUGUGCUUAUAUAUCUAGUCUCUUAUUGCAAUAUUGAUAUCAAUAUUUGAUGAACAUAUCAUCCAGCUGUGUGAAUGUAGAAUUGUUAAAGAAAAAACUAGCUAUUGUGCUUAAAUAUCAAAGUGAGUUAGCUUAGCUUAGCAUAAAGACUGGAAACGGGUGGAAACUGUUAGCGUAGGUCUGCCUGCAUGUAACAAAAUCCACCUCGAAGGCUUAAAUAACUCACAAUUCAUACCGAAACCACAAUGCAAUUUAAGUGCCAAAGUAAUGUGAGGGGUGGAAACUCCACAAAGCUACUGUUACACAACUCCUAAAUAACAAGCUGUUGUUACGCAAAUGAGCCACAGAAUAUUGUGUUAAUUAGUGCACUUUAAAUGAGCCGGUGGGUGGAUUUUUGCUGUUCCCUUCUGUUUGCACUUCCUAUGCUAAGCUAAGCUAAUUAUCUGUACCAGCAUGACAUUCUACAGACUAUCAGGCUGUUCUUUUAUGUUUACAAAACUGAAUAUUCUGGGUAUUUUUUUUUUCUACUUGUUGUGUAUUUGUUAGAAGUGGCAUUAACAAAAGGCUAAUCAUCACAAAGUCAUCUCCAGCUAAUAUCAAGUCACAUGAGAGUCUGGUUUGUUUUCCAUCAUGAAAUCCAACAUGCAGACGUUUAGGUGAAGUUGUCUCAGCACAUGGCAGCACUUCUGAAUGCAUGGCUCUCUGCCCGGCUGGUUUGAAGUGCUUCUUUAUACUUUACUGUUUUGUUGAUUGACUAAAACUAGACCUGAACCUCACUUCUUGUCGACGCUAAUUAACAUGUGAGAUGGAACUGCUUCUUAGAUCAACAAUAAACUUUUAUCAAAUCGAA